This is a messenger RNA of Pseudomyrmex gracilis, 954 nucleotides long. RefSeq names its product ubiquitin-conjugating enzyme E2 variant 2 (gene Uev1A). The transcript is spliced from 4 exons. Gene Ontology annotation, cellular component: nucleus. Gene Ontology annotation, biological process: DNA damage tolerance; protein K63-linked ubiquitination. NCBI's taxonomy places the organism in Eukaryota, Metazoa, Arthropoda, Insecta, Hymenoptera, Formicidae. The coding region runs from base 273 to 707 and encodes 144 amino acids. The record is from RefSeq and is a predicted model, not a curated record.
AGCGUGAUCUAGAGAACGACUAGUCCGUGGAGUGUGGCAGGCGCGGAGAGGUUGGCUAGAUUUUCGCAAAGUGUAUUUUCAGUGUCAGGCAGGACGGCACGCACCUCCGCUUGGCAGCGUGCUGAAUUAAUCGCAACGUGUACGUGGGUGAUGAGAAGCGCACGUCGCAGUUAAAAAGCCGCGCCAGACCACGUGUGAAUACGCCGCGCACAGUCACGCACGGUGUGUGUUCGCUCGUUGCACUUUAGAAAAAAAUACGGCGCCUCGCAGAAAUGGCGGUGCCUAACACCGGUGUAGUCGUACCCCGAAACUUCCGUCUGUUGGAAGAGUUAGAGCAAGGCCAGAAAGGUGUAGGCGACGGCACGAUUAGUUGGGGCUUGGAGAAUGAUGAUGACAUGACCCUCACACAUUGGACUGGUAUGAUAAUUGGACCACCUAGGACACCAUAUGAAAAUAGAAUGUAUAGUUUGAAAAUUGACUGCGGUCAAAGAUAUCCAGAUGAUGCUCCUAAUGUAAGAUUUUUAAGCAGAAUCAAUAUGAAUUGCAUCAACAGUGCUACUGGAGCUGUGGAUAAUCGCAGUGUGCCAGUUCUUGCUAAGUGGCAACGAGAAUACACAAUUAAAACAGUUCUCCAGGAACUUCGUCGUUUGAUGACAUUAAAGGAGAACAUGAAACUUUCUCAGCCUCCGGAGGGCAGUACUUUUUAGCCUAACCGUAUGAACAGAGACAUCUUCCUUUUUGCAAUAGCAUGAAGCGAGAUCUAACAAGAAGGUACCAAAUAUUAAACAGGUGCCAGCUAAAGUUAUAUGUUUAAAAAGAAACAAAAAAAAGCUUUGUGAGAGAAAAGAGGUAAUAGCUUGGAAAGUUGAAUUGGGUGUAUUGAAUUUAUGCAUAGAAAAUUUAUGCAAUUAGAUAAAAAAAAAAAAAAAAAAAAUUUACGACAUAUUCAUCAAA